AUGGAUAAUGUUAAGUUUUUGUUUAUUCGUAAAAGCAGAAGCAGGAAAAGCAGGAGGAGAAUUAGCAGAAGCAGGAAUGGAAGCAGCAGCAGAAGCAUAGAAGCAGCAGCAGCAGCAGCAGGAGAAGCAGGAGGAGAAGCAGAAGAAGCAGCAGAAGCAGGAGGAGAAGAAACAGCAGCAGAAUCAGCAGAAGCAGAAGCAAGAGAAGCAGCAGAAGCAGUAGAAGCAGGAGAAUCAGCAGCGGAAGCAGGAGGAGAAGCAGAAGCAGCAGAAUCAGGAGUUGAUGCAACAGCAGAAGCGGUAAAAGCAGUAGCAGCAGAAGUAGUAAAAGCAGCAGCAGAAGUAGUAAAAGCAGCAGCAGAAGCAGUCAGAAAAAAAGCAGUAGAAGCAGGAGGGGAAGAAGCAGCAGUAUCAGAAUCAGCAGAAGCAGUAGAAGAAGCAGUAGAAUCAGCAGAAGCAGGAGAAGCAGGAGGAGAAGAAGCAGCAACAGCAGCAGCAGCAGCAGGAGAAGCAGGAGGAGAAACAGCAGCAGAAGAAGCAGUAGAAGUAGCAGCAGAAAAAGAGCACUGUAGAAGACUACCACGGUUUGUGAUGGUGUCCCUAAGAGUCUCUGCGUUUGAGGUCAUUCCAUUUCGAGUGUCAGGUCACGCUCCCCCUCCCCCCUCUCCACACCUUCCCACAUCCCCACUACACAUCUUCCCCUACUCCCACAGAUAG
Molecule: messenger RNA, 717 nt
Organism: Macrobrachium nipponense
Lineage: Eukaryota; Metazoa; Arthropoda; Malacostraca; Decapoda; Palaemonidae
Product: paraneoplastic antigen Ma6E-like
Exons: 3
Coding region: 1-717 (238 amino acids)
Source: RefSeq, a predicted model, not a curated record